Messenger RNA from Spinacia oleracea (spinach), 2698 nucleotides. RefSeq names its product mechanosensitive ion channel protein 10. Gene Ontology annotation, molecular function: mechanosensitive monoatomic ion channel activity. Gene Ontology annotation, biological process: detection of mechanical stimulus; monoatomic anion transport; transmembrane transport. Bases 277 to 2475 code for a protein of 732 amino acids. The record is from RefSeq and is a predicted model, not a curated record. Gene Ontology annotation, cellular component: plasma membrane. The transcript has 5 exons. Lineage: Eukaryota; Viridiplantae; Streptophyta; Magnoliopsida; Caryophyllales; Amaranthaceae.
CAAACCUGAAAGUCUGAAACCAGUAAGCACGAUAACAAAAACAUCUAAUUAAUUAAAGCUAAAUUUGCAUUAAACUAAACUGGCUCUGCAUCUGGUUUCCCCUGUUUUUCCUUCCUCCAAAUAGUCCAAAGUCACCUGCAAUCAUCACAUUUCACUUUAAACAUUGCAAAUUCACCUCUCUCCCAAACAAACCCUUUGCAUCUCUCUCAUUUCUGAGCUGAAAAACAAUGCUAAUAAUGUAAAAAAAACAAAAACAAGCUUUUUGAAGCUUCAUCAAUGGCGGCCAACAACAUUAAAAACCCAGAAGAAAUUGCAAUUCCCAUCUCCCCUCUAACAAAUGAGCAAUUUCCUGAAAAGGGUUUGCAGCACAAUGAAUUUGAAGCAAAAUCUGCAAAUUAUUCCUCCCAAUCUCCAGAACUUUCCACUUUCCCAAGCCCUUUUAGCCCAAGCCCCAGAAAAACCCCCUUAAGAAGAAGAAAUACUUUUAAGAAAGAACCCAGCAGAUUUGGGGGACCCUCAGUUCCAAUUGACUCACAAACCUUGCAAAAUUUGGGGGCCACACCUCGAUUUUCCAACCAAUCUCCCUUCUCAGUAGGAGGUUCUGGAAGGUCAAAAGUAAAGGAGAAAGAGAAGGAGAUGGGCCCAGAUGAGAAGGAUAUCUAUAAGAGGGUUACUGCUCAGCUAAGUGCUAAAAGAAGUUGGAGGAUGACUGUAAAAUUGGUACUUGAGUUGCUUGUUUUCUUGUUGAUUUUGGCUUGUUUGCUUUCUAGUUUAAUGGUUGACAAAUUUAAGGGUAAAUACUUUUCUGGGUUAGCGGUUUGGAAAUGGUUUACGCUUUUAAUGGUUAUAUUUUCUGGAAUAUUGAUAACUAGAUGGUUUGUGAAUUGCAUUGUAUUCUUGAUUGAGUGGAAGUAUCUUUUGAAGAAGAAUGUGGUGUAUUUUACUCAUGGUUUGCAGACCAAUGUUGUCAUGUUCAUUUGGAUUGGUGUGAUUCUUGUCACUUGGGUUGUGUUGUUUAAGCAUAAUUCCGAUGGCGCCCCAAAAAGGUCCGAAAGAACGAAGAACAUACUUGAUUUCAUUACUUGGAGCAUAGUUUCUUUGUUCAUUGGGUCAUUUUUGUGGUUGGUUAAGUCUACCUUGAUAAAGGUAUUAGCAUCAUCGUUUCAUUUGAAUAGGUUUUUUGAAAGGAUUCAGGAGGCUGUGUUUAGUCAUUAUGUGCUCCAAACACUCUCGGGUCGACCCGUGGUUGAGUUAGCCCGUAAACUAAGUAGGGAAGACAGUCAUGAUUCUAUGGUUAGCUUUACGGAUCACACGGGGACUCAAACGAAGAGUAAGGUGGUUGAUUGGGACAAACUUCACAAAAUGAAGAAGGAAAAAGUGCCUUCUUGGACUAUGCAGUUGUUGGUUGAUGUGGUUUCAAAUUCAGGUUUAUCAACAAUGUCUAGUAUCCUCAAUCAAGAUGUAGUUGAAGGAGGGGUUGAAUUAGAUGACGAUGAAAUCACAUGUGAGGAAGAGGCUAUAACAACUGCUGUUCGGAUAUUCUACAAUGUUCUCGGUAGAGAUCAGAAUGAACCUGGUGAUUUGAAUGAAAUCCAUAAACUCUUCAUUGAUGGAAAUGACCUACACAGGUUCAUGAUUCGAGAAGAGGUGGAACUUGUUCUUCCAUUAUUUGAAGUGAAUGAAAAAAAACAGAUUGAUUGGAAAUCUUUUUCUAAGUGGGUGGUAAAUGUCUUCAAAGAUCGACAAGCACUGAAACACGCUUUGAAUGACAACAAGACUGCUGUAGAUGACCUAAACAAGCUAUUGAACGGACUCCUGAUUAUUAUAACGUUAAUACUGUGGCUUGUCUCCACAGAGGUUCUUAAAACAAAAAUGCUUGUGUUCUUUACUUCACAGCUUCUGGUGGCAGUUUUUGUAUUCGGGAACAGCUGCAAGACUCUCUUUGAAGCAAUUAUAUUUGUUUUUGUGAUGCAUCCAUUCGAUGUUGGUGAUCGUUGUGUUAUUGAGGGAACAUUGAUGGUGGUUGAAGAGAUGAAUAUAUUAACAACAGUAUUCUUGAAGUUGGACAAGGAAAAGGUAUAUUACCCAAAUGCAGUCUUGGCUACUAAAUCUAUCGGUAACUAUUACAGGAGUCCAGAUCAGACGGAUACUAUGGAUUUUUCAAUAGACUACAGAACACCACUGCCAAAGAUUGCAGAGCUGAAAGAACGAAUAAAACUGUAUGUGGAUCAAACGCCCCAUUUAUGGCACCAAGAGCACGUAUUGGCAAUUAAGGAAAUCGAGAAUAUAAAUAAGAUAAAAAUGACUCUGAUUUUCACUCAUACAAUGAAUUUCCAGGACAUUCCUGAGAAAAUAAGACGGAAAUCUGAAUUUGUGUUGCAAAUGAAGAGCAUAUUUGAUGACCUCAAUAUCUCUUACCAACUACUGCCUCAGGAGGUUCAUCUUACUAAAAUGGCCCAGAAUCAACUUGUUUGAUAGCCCAAGAGGUCAUUUGGCUAAGUAAGUCACCUCUCCAUUCUGGUUACUCAGAUUUUUUUUUGUGCAAAAACUUCAUUUUUUUUUUCUUUUUUGUCCAUUUUUUCUUCAUUUUGUAUACGAAGUAUUUUUUUGGAUGUGCCUGUGCAGUGGUGUGUUAAACUCAAAACUGAUCUACAAAAUCAGAUGUAAAUUUUUGUUGUAAUAUAUUUUUCUGCUUUAA